GCCCACCCUCCUGCUAGCCGGCCGGCAUCUGCUGGGGAACCGAGGAGGGAAGCCGAGCCGGGCCGAGCAGGAUGCCGGACGGAGCCCCGCAGCCUCCGCAGCCACCACGCCGCCAGGUGAGGCCCCGCCCCGCUCGCACACCUGGCCAGGACCGCUCGGGGGCUGCGUCACGCUUCCGGGGCUCCUCUGCGGGGGGUGCGGGGGAGGCGACAGUUAGCAACCCCCGGGCGAUCGGAUAUUUGCAAGGGUCCUCUCUCCCGGCCCUCUCGCCUCCUGCCCAGACCGGCAGCCCAGGACCCCUUGGCUCGCUGGGUGGCCCGCCAGGCGCACGGCCCGGGAGGCCGCCGGAGGGUCCGGCGCAGCGUGCCCGGCCGAGUGGCAGCGACAGGUGAGGCGGAGACUUCCGACCCGGAGCCCCUCCGUCUCUAACCGGCAUGCCUGCCGUCUCUAGCUCCGGGGACAAGCGUGGGGGCCGGCGGCGCGGGGUGUCCCUUCCAUGCUUUCUGCCCUGCCCAGCUGGGCUGGCUGGAGCUACCAGCCACUCCAAAAAUUAAAUUUGGAAACAUGCCCAAAUGCAGGAAUCUGUAAACAAAUAUAUCAUAAAUCGCAGAAGACUAUAAAGAUUAAAUAGUUUUAUCUGCCACUUAGAAAAGCUGUUCUUCACCAAUAUUGUUGUUGUAUCUGCUUUUUUCUAAAUUCAAUUAAUGUCUAAAUUUUCCCUUCUAUCUCCGCCAUCUCUUAAACUAAUCACUCCAGGAAGCUGCUGCAUCAAGACUUAACUUCCAAAUUUUUGCUCAGCACUCUUUUCUAAUUACUGGCACCUUAUUUUCUCCAGUUUAGUGCCAAUUAACAUAUUGGCAGUAACUGUUAAUUCUGUAUCAAUUCUUUAUUCUGGAUUUGUUCCUCCAAAUGUUCCAAUAAAACUCUUUAAAAGAGUAUUGGAAGGAUGAUUGUAAUAACCUGCAGUUUUUUAAGAGUAUAUAUUUAAAGUAGAUGAAUAAAUGAGCAAAUUAUGUUAAUUUGGAUAUGCAGAAGAUAUUAAAAAUAAAUUUAAGGAACCGAAGAAAGAGGGGGAAGGAAGUCAAGUUUUGAAAUGUUAAGAAGAUUGUAAAAUUAGUGAAAUGAAUAAACCUGAAAAGGAUAAAUAAAAUAAUGAUAAUAGAACUCUUUUUAAAGAGUUACCAAUGAAAUUGUUAAUCUCUUUUCCCAAAAUCUUUAAUUUAAUGGGCGUAUGCAUUUCAUUUUUAAACUGGGAAGGGCGGGGUAUAAAUAAAAUUUUAUUAUUAUUACCCACAACUCCCAACAUUUACUAUCUCACCUGGUAUAUAUUUUAUUCAGUCUCUGUGAUGUCUCAUGUGCCACUGGUAAAAGCAGUUUAGAAUGAUUUUAUCUUACGUUUACGCUGAGGAAUUGCAAUGGUCCCAAAUUAAAGAUUGCCCGCCCAAUUUUCAUCCCAUUUCUCUCAAAAUUUAUACCGUAUUGUAGAUUUAAGGUACAUAAUCUUGGGAUAAAAGAAAACACUUUUUUAAAAAAUGUAAGAAAAUAACAGCCUGCUGGAUCAGGCCAGCGGGUACUCAUUUAGUCCAGCAUCCUGUUCUUAGGGGGCAGGGACAUCCAGAUUCCUGUGGGAAGCCUGUUACAAGCAGGUAAAAGGUAAAGGACCCCUGACCAUUAGGUCCAGUCGUGACCGACUCUGAGGUUGCGGCAAUCAUCUCGCUUUAUUGGCCGAGGGAGCCGGCGUACAGCUUCCGGGUCACGUGGCCAGCAUGACUAAGCCGCUUCUGGCGAACCAGAGCAGCACACGGAAACGCCGUUUACCUUCCUGCCAGAGCAGUACCUAUUUAUCUACUUGCACUUUGACAUGCUUUCAAACUGCUAGGUUGGCAGGAGCUGGGACCGAGCAACGGGAGCUCACCCCAUCGCGGGGAUUCGAACCACCGACCUUCUGAUUGGCAAGUCCUAGGCUCUGUGGUUUAACCCACAGUGCCACCCGCGUCCCAGUUACAAGCAGGACUUGAGCUCAACUCUGCCCAUCUGUGACUCCCAGCAAGCAUUUACUGCUCUGACCAUGAAGGCAGAGCUAAGCUAUUAUGACUAGCAGCCAUCGCUAGCCCUCUCACGAAUUUGCCUAAUUCUCUUUUAAAGCCAUGUAAGGUUUGUUUGUUUUUUUAUAUAAUAUUUUUUAUUAAUUUUAACAUAUAAAUUAUAAAAUGUACCACCAAACCUAUCACUUAUACAAUCUUUUUAGACUUCCAUCAGCACCUCUGAUGAUCCACCGUUUUAAACACUUCUUAUGCAUUUCUUAACUUUAUAUUGCCUUUCAAUCUCUUAACAAAUCAUCCUCCCCCUUCUCCAUUUUUACAAUACUUCUAAUAAUACUCCUCACAAAACUUCUUGCAACCCUACGAACGUCGUCUGUUCUUCACAAUUACUUUUCAAAUAGUCCGUAAAUUUACUCCAGUCUUCCGUGAAUUUCUGGUCUUGCCGGUUUCGAAUCCUUCCACUUGGUUUAUCUAAUUCUGCAUAGUCCAUUAACUUCAUCCUCCAUUCUUCAAUCGUCGGUAACUCUUCUUGCUUCCAUUUUUGGGACAAUAAUAUUCUUAAAGCCAUGUAGGGUUUGUGGCAGUCACUGCAUCCUUUGGGAGCAAGUUCCGCAGUCUAUGCACAGCACGAAAAAGGACUUUCUUUUAUUUGUUCUGAAACAUCCAACAUUGAGCUACAUUGAAUGUUUCCGAGUUCUUUCUCCAAGAGGAGAAAGACUUCUCUCUCGCUCUCUCUAAUUUUUAUUAGAUUUUCUGUACUACGAUUUACAAUACUCAUUUAAACAUCCUUAAAAUAUCAGUGGCUUCUCUUCUUCUCUUUCCAUGGUUCAUUUUGCAUAUGAUAAAUCCCUGCAUAUUUUACAUAAACUAAACCAUUCAGUAUUCCUCGGCCCUGGAGGUUUUGCUAAAUAUGAUUAGAAGGGACCGUUUGAUUAAAGGUAUACAGGUCGGAGCCAAACAGUACAAAUUGAAAGCCUUUGCAGACGAUUUAGUAUUGACGUUACAGGAGCCAGAAUCUAGUACUAAAAGAGUCUUAGAAUUGAUUCAGGAAUUUGGUCAUGUGGCAGGAUUUAAGUUGAACAAGUUAAAAACCAAGGUGCUUGAGAAAAAUUUAACAUCAAUUGAGAAAGAGAGGUUUCAGAAGGAGACAGGUUUAACAUUGGUUAAGAAAGUAAAAUACUUGGGGGUUAACAUGACUGCUAAGAACUUAAACUUAUUUAAAGACAAUUAUGAGAAAUGUUGGUCAGAAGUGAAAAAGGAUUUAGAGAUAUGGUCAAACUUGAAGCUUUCCUUGCUAGGUCGAAUUGCUGUUAUAAAGAUGAAUGUAUUGCCAAGAAUGUUAUUUCUGUUUCAAUCAUUGCAAAUUGUGGACAAAGUGGACUGUUUCAAGAAGUGGCAGAGAGACAUUUCUAAAUUCGUCUGGCAGGGCAAAAAGCCUAGAAUAAAAUUUAAAAUAUUAACCGAUGCAAAGGAUAGAGGUGGAUUUGCCCUGCCAGACCUUAAACUUUAUUAUGAAUCAGCAGCAUUCUGCUGGUUGAAAGAAUGGCUGCUUCUUGAGAACACAGACAUUUUGGAUUUAGAAGGUUUCAACAAUGUUUUUGGGUGGCAUGCAUAUUUGUGGUAUGACAAGGUUAAAGCACAUAAAGCAUUUAAAAACCAUAUUGUCAGAAAAGCAUUGUUAAAUGUCUGGAUAAGAUACAAGGACUUACUGGAAAAUAAAACCCCUAGGUGGUUGUCACCGAUGGAAGCAAAGGCUCAGAAAAGGCUCAAUAUGGAGGCCAAAUGGCCGAAAUAUUGGGAAAUUUUGGAACAAGAAGGAGACAAAUUGAAAUUGCAGAGCUUUGAAAAAUUAAAAGAUAAAGUGCGAGACUGGCUUCAUUAUUAUCAGAUAAUGGAGGCAUAUAAUCUGGAUAAGAAAAUUGGCUUCCAGGUGGAAAAAUCAAAAUUGGAAAUAGAAUUGUUAGAACCCAAUACUAAGAUUUUGUCAAGAAUGUAUAACUUGUUGUUGAAAUGGAAUACUCAGGAUGAAACCGUGAAAUCUGCUAUGAUUAAAUGGGCACAAGAUCUAGGAUAUAAUAUUAUGUUUGCUGACUGGGAACAGUUGUGGACCACAGGUAUGAAAUUUACGGCAUGUAAUGCCCUAAGAGAGAAUAUUAUGAAAAUGAUAUACAGGUGGUACAUGACACCAGUCAAGCUUGCAAAAAUUUACCAUGCGCCCGAUAACAAAUGUUGGAAAUGUAAAGAAAAUGAAGGUACUUUCUUUCACCUUUGGUGGACGUGCCCAAAGAUUAAGGCUUUCUGGGAAAUGAUAUAUAAUGAAUUGAAAAAGGUAUUUAAAUAUACCUUCUUGAAGAAACCAGAGGCCUUUCUCCUGGGCAUAGUCGGCCAAUUGGUGCCAAAGAGGGACAGAACUUUCUUUAUGUAUGCCACAACAGCAGCAAGAAUACUUAUUGCAAAGUAUUGGAAGACACAAGACCUACCCACCUUGGAAGAAUGGCAGAUGAAGGUGAUGGACUAUAUGGAAUUGGCGGAAAUGACUGGCAGAAUCCGAGACCAGGGAGAAGAGUCGAUGGAGGAAGAUUGGAAAAGUUUAAAGAUUAUCUACAGAAAUAUUGUAAAAUUAAUGAAUGUUAGAAUGAUGUUGGAUAGAAACUAAGUGGUCUUUAGCUGAAAGGUUAUAAGGGAAUAUGAAAAAAGGGUUUAUUAAUAUGUAAAAAUCUAAAAUUACAAUAUUUUUGUGAUUAAUGACUAGGAUACAUAAAGAGGGGAGGGAUUUGCUGAACGAAAUAACUGAACUGGAAUACAAAAAAGGAAGGUGUGAGGAGGUCCUGGAAAUAAGCAAAUGAAGGUCAAGCAAUGAAAGGAAUGAAUUGUUUUUAAAUAUUUUUACUUUGUAUUUUUUCUUUUUUUGUGCGUUUUGUAAAAUCUUGAAAACCUUAAUAAAUAUCUUAUUAAAAAAAAAAAAUAAACCAUUCAGUAUUCCAUUAUUACAUCCAUCAAAACUUAUUUACACUGUUGAAUUUAUCUUAAUGCUGCCAGCGUUUUCAAGUAUACCCUAUUUCCCCCCAUAUAUUCAAUAAACAUUUUCCAGUCUUCUCCAAACGUAUGUUCUUCUUGUUCUCUUAUUCUAUAUGUUAAGUCUGCAAGCUGCACCUAUUCCAUCAGCUUAAGUUGCCAUUCUUCUUUGGUUGGGACCUCGCUUGUUUUCCAUUAUGGGGCUAACAGAACACAGGCCGCAGUAGGAGAAAGACUUUUCUCUAUCCGCUUUCUCCAAGUCAGGCAUAAUUUUAAAUUCCUAUCAUGUCGCCUCUUACUUUUCUCUGAACUGAAAAGCUACAAACGCUACAACCCUUUUCAUAGGGGAGUUGCUCCAACGCCUCAAUCAUUCUGGUCAACCUUUUCCUACUCCACAAUAUCUGUGGCUAGAAGGCCCUUUGGGUCCAUUCCAAAUCUACAGUUCUUCUUUUAUAUAUAUAUAUAUAUAUAUAUAUAUAUAUAUAUAUAUAAAAUAUUUUUAUUAAUUUUAACAUAUAAAUUAUAAAAUGUACCACAAAACUUAUCACUUAUACAAUCUUUUUGGACUUCCAUCAGCACCUCUGAUGAUCCACCGUUUUAACCACUUCUUAUGCAUUUCAAUUCUAGGGACACAGGUGGCGCUGUGGGUAAAACCUCAGUGCCUAGGACUUGCCGAUCGUAUGGUCGGCGGUUCGAAUCCCUGCGACGGGGUUCGGUCCCAGCUCCUGCCCACCUAGCAGUUCGAAAGCACCCUUAAAGUGCAAGUAGAUAAAUAGGGACGGCUUUAUAGCGGGAAGGUAACGGCGUUUCCGUGCGCUGCGCUGGUGCAGGCUCGCCAGAGCAGCUUCGUCACGCUGGCCACGUGACCCGGAAGUGUCUUCGGAUGGCGCCGGCUCACGGCCUCUAGAGCGAGAUGAGCACGCAACCCUAGAGUCGGACACAACUGGCCCGUACGGGCAGGGGUACCUUUACCUUUAUGCAUUUCUUAACUUUAUAUUGCCUUUCCAUCUCUUAACAAAUCAUCCUCCCCCUUCUCCAUUUUUACAAUACUUCCAAUAAUACUCCUCACAAAACUUCUUGCAACCCUACAAACGCCGUCUGUUCUUCACAAUUACUUUUCAAAUAGUCCGUAAAUUUACUCCAGUCUUCCGUGAAUUUCUGGUCUCGCCAGUUUCAAAUCCUUCCUGUUAGUUUAUCUAAUUCUGCGUAGUCCAUUAACUUCAUCCUCCAUUCUUCAAUCGACGGUAACUCUUCUUGCUUCCAUUUUUGGGACAAUAAUAUUCUUGCUGCUGUUAUUGCAUAUAAAAAGAGCUUACAUUCCUUUCUCAAAUCUACAGUUCUGUGAUUCUAUGACACAGUAUCCCAAAGACAGUCAUAUUUGUUCUUCAAAAGCCAUUGAUGUGCCUUCCAUUGUUAUCAUGGGCGUAGCCAGGAUUUAUGUUGGGGAGGAGGCAGGAUACCCACCCAUCCUAUGCUUGGCUCUGUCUAGCAGAUUCGGAAUGAAAUCUCUCAGCAACAGUUGUUUAAAGUUACUUUCUUUUGACCCCAAGUGCUCAGAAAAAUCUGUCAAAAUCUUUCUACAAUUUCUACUUUUGGUUAAGUAUUUUUAUUUAUUUACUUGAUUUGGGGAGUCGGGGUGUACGGCUACGCCCAUGAUUUUUAUUCCUUCUCAUGUUUCCUUCUCUUUAACUUUUUGGCUGUCGUUGGAUUGGACCCAUUUCAAAAACUUCAUUCAGGGUUUUAUAAAGUAUAAUCACGUUCUUAUCCUACCCGAUUAGCCACUUGACCUACAAUCUUAAAUUCCUCAUUAAAAAUAAAGGAUUAAAGGAAAAUCUGCCCUUGAUAUUAUAUUCUUUCAAUCACCCCAGAUAUCUUAAGCUGCUUCAGUUCAGUGCGUUUGCCUCACUGUCAAUCAAUUUCCUUUUUUUUCUUUUGGGCGGUACCCUGGAAGUAAUUGUUGCCAGUGGAGUCUUAGCACAACCAUGUUCUAAGAUGAACCACUGUGUUGCAUAGGUGACUUUCAGUGACUGGGCACUUAAUAUGAAAUGUCUUGUUUUGUAAAUCAUUGCUAUACAGUAUUAGGAAAUUUAUAUUGUUCUAUUUGGUGCUCCUCAGUUGUGUGUUGCAUGCAGAAUGUUAUUGUAUGUUGAAAACCAAAUAAAUACGGAAACAUCCUUAUUUUCUGAAUGUUUCUGGGUCUUCCCUCAGCUUCAAGGCCGGGUCUUGAUCCUGACGGUCUGUGCUGCUGGAAUUGGGGGCACAUUCCAGUAUGGAUACAACCUCACCAUCAUCAAUGCCCCAACCACAGUAAGUCCUUACCUGACAACACUUAUCCCAGUUUCCCCGACUGUUAGCAGACAGCAGGCCAUCUCUGUUUAGAGGGUUAUAGGGUCAUCAUGUCUGUCAAUGAAGCAUUUUUGUUUCCUGGGGUUAUAUUUACAGUGGUACCUUGGUUCUCAAGCUUAAUCCCUUCUGGAAGUCCAUUCCAAAACCAAAGCUUUCCAAAACCAAGGCGCGCUUUCCCAUAGAAAGCAAUGCAAAAUGGAUUAAUUUGUUCUUGACUUCUAAAAACAACCCCUCAAACAGCAAUUUAACAUGCAUUUUACUAUCUAACAAGACCAUUGAUCCAGAAAAUAAAAGCAAUAACCAAUGUACUGUACUAUAAAAAUAAAUAAGACAGCAUUGUAGAUGGUAAAAAUUAAAACUAUUUUUUUUUCUUACCUGCACUGAUGAUAGUCAUUGUUUGGAUGGGGGGCUCAUAUCCAUUUCCUCAGUCACACAAUCAAUCAAUCAGUAGCUGAACUGGGUUCCACACAUUCACAAAAACAAAUUAACCGAAAAAGCCUCAAAAACAAAAACGCAAAAUAAGUAGCAAAAACAAACGCGCCAAACCUAAUCCGUUCCAGAAGUCCGUUUGACUUCCGAAAUGUUCGAAAACCAAGGCACAGCUUCUGAUUGGUGCAGGCGCCCCAGAAACAAUAGCUGACAGCUGCAUUGGACAUUCGGCUUCUGAAAAAGGUUCGAAAACCGGAGCACUUACUUCCGGGUUUUCGACGUUUGAGAACCAAGCCGUUUGAGAACCAAGGUACCACUGUACUUGCCCUGUGAUCCUGUUAACUUGCCAUGGGUUCACAGACUGAGGCGGCAAGUGGGGCUGGCCCCCUCUCUCAGCAUUUUUACUUUCGGUGCCAUCAACCCAAGCGCAGGAGUGAAGCCGGACAGAGAGAGGUUUCUUUCCUUAGGGGUGAAUGUAAUUUUUCGUGAAGGCUCCUUUGCUCUUGUGCGUUUUGUACACCUCCCCUCCCGAGUAUUUUGCAGCGUGUUGGCCAUGUCUGCAUCCUCACUUUCCUCUAAGGUGCUUGGGGCGGCAUAUGUGGCUCCCCACCCUGAUUUUGCCACAAUGACAGCCUUGCGAGGUAGACCAGGCUCAGCGAGAGCGACUGGUGCAAGGUGACCAUGAGUGGGGUUUGAACCUGGAGGUCUCUCCUCCCCAUCCAAUACUCACCACAUUAGGUCCUGGGAAAAUGAUAUGUCGUAUGCAGCACCUGCAGAAAGACCGUUGUCUGUUUUCUCCCAACGUGACUUCAGCCUUUUCACGUUUCAGUACAUCCAGAGCUUCACAAAUGAGACGUGGCUGGAGCGGACGGGCAGCCCUCUGGAGGGGAAGAUGAUCACCCUGAUCUGGUCCUCUGUGGUCUCCAUCUAUCCUUUGGGGGGGCUCGUGGGAGCCCUCCUCGCAGGCCCCAUGGCCAUUAAGCUGGGAAGGUGAGGAGGCGCCUUGUAGAUUUCUGCUUCGGUGGGCUAAGACUCACAACCAUUUUCAGCUGCUGACACCCCAUGGGGGAUCCGGCCCUGUGUCAGUCUGUUGGUGGAGGGCAGGGCCGGAUUUAGGUCUGAUGAGGCCCUAAGCUACUGAAGGUAAUGGGGCCCUUUAUAUGUCCAGCUGUCCUUUGUCAACAACAAAUGGUCGCUGGUUUUUGUGUUGAAUAUAUGCUAUAAAGUCAUUUAUGGACCUAAUUGGUAUCCAAAGCCAUUUGCACAUAACAAAAUAUGUUUUUUAUCAAAGUAAUUUUUUAAAAUGUUUUUAUUAGCAAUUUCAACAUAACAACAUAUCAAAACAUGUCAUAGUCAUUAUUUUCUCCCCUUUUCCCCCACCUCCCUCAAACCCUCCCUCCUCUCCCCCAAAGACUUCCCUCAGCUCCUCUCUGUAAUUACAAAGUACCGUAUUUUUCGCUCUAUAAGAUGCAACAGACCACAAGACGCACCAAGUUUUUGGAGGAGGAAAACAAGAAAAAAAAAUAUUCUGAAUCUCAGAAGCCAGAACAGCAAGAGGAAUCGCUGCACAGUGAAAGCAGCAACCCCUCUUGCUGUUCUGGCUUCUGGGAUAGCUGUGCAGCCUGCAUUCGCUCCAUAAGAUGCACACACAUUUCCCCUUACUUUUUAGGAGGGAAAAAGUGAGUCUUAUAGAGCAAAAAAUACGGUAAUUGUUGAACUGAAAUACAAUUAAGAAUUUUGGAAAUGUACAUCCAGGUUUUGCUUUUUUUCCUUUAAAUUUUUUGGAGGCAUCCAAGAGAGUAGGACCCUUGGCUAUAGAUUGUUUAGCUUAUACUUAAAUUCAGCACUGGUGGAGGGCCGGGGGUGGCUAUUGCAGAACUCACGCAGCCUGCGUUUUAGACGUCGAACUUUUUACUGCCAGCAUCUCAGUGCCUCAAUUUAUCAGUUACAUGUAAUUAAACCAGUUACUAAACUGAAAUAAAUCCUGUUCCAAUCAACCUAACCUGAUUCCAAGUGACCUGGGUGGUUGUUUUUUGGGGGGGAGUAUUGGCAAAGCCCAGGUGAGAGAUCUGGGUGCUGGUCCCAGUACAGCCCACUCACUGAGGCUUUCUCUGCUUGCUUUGGAUGAUAGCUGUGGAGUUCACCCAAAGUCCAAGAACCAUUCUCACCCGCAUUAUCUCCUCCUGCCAAGACUGACAUUCAUCUCCCUGGGAAGAACUGGGCGUUCCAGGCAGCUUUCCCUCCUGCUGGCGGGGGGGGGGGGGGCAGGCGGGUGCAGCUGGCUUUAUGAGCCAGGGAAGGGCAGGGCCAGGAGCCGCUCCCUUGGGCCUUGGCACUGAUCCUGAAGGGAGAGGGGACUGUUAGGGUUGGCCAAGGCAGGGGGUGUCACAUGGAGGUUGGAACUUAGUGUUGACCAAGGAAAGUCACUGUGCCAAAACCGGCGCAUGAGGGGGGGAAGCGCAAGGGUGUGAUGUGCAUCCUCAUUAUGCCUGAACUGGGCUCCUGAGUCCUUUUGUUAUGUACUGAGUUGAAUAGGAUCCAAAAGGCAGCAGUCUGAUUGGUCCUAGAACAAUAGGAUCCAGAAUGCAGCAGUCUGAUUGGUCCUAGAACAAUAGGAUUCAGAAUGCAGCAGUCUGAUUGGUCCUAGAACAAUAGGCUCCAGAAUGCAGCAGUCUGGUUAGUCCACAGGAGCCACCCAAUCCAGCUCCAGGUGGAAGUGAAUCCGCAACCUGAUUGGCCUACAGGAGAAUCCCGGAAUUAGCCAAUCACAUGGGGCCCAUUGUGUAAAUAAUGUAUAAAAGGCAGACAUUCUGGAGGAACUUCCAUUCCUCCCUCACCACUAUGAGCUGAAUAAAGAGCAUGAAAUCUACUCUCGACUCCGAGUAUAUUUCACCUUUUAUCCCUCUUUCUUUCUCCAAAGGAAGAAAUCUUUGCUGCUGAACAACUUGUUUGUGGUCUUGGCUGCAGUGUUGGUGGGAUUCAGCCAAAUGGCCAAAUCCUUUGAAAUGAUCUUGCUGAGCAGAUUUCUUGCAGGAAUCAAUUCUGGUAGGUAAGGAGGAGCGGGCGAGUUCAAGGUUCCCUGCAGGCCACACCACUGAAAAUGGGGAGUGUGUGUGAAUCUGGCAAGCGUCUAACCAAUGGAAGGAUAACCAGGCAGCCUUUAAGUCUUCAGUCAAAGGAUCCAUGUCAGCAGAUCUUUCUCUGCCAGUUCUUUGUCACCCCGAGAAACAGGGCCAACUGGGGUGCUUCAGGGUUCUGUCCUAGGCCUGGCAUUUUUCAACAUCUUAAUAAAUGACUUGGAUUAAGGAAUGGAGAGGGUGCUUAUCAAAUUUGCAGACGGCACCAAACUGAGAGGGGUAGCUAAUGCCGCAGAAGACAGAAUUGGGACUCGAUAUUCCCUGAAAACAGAUUGGGGAACUGGGCCAAAACUAACAAAAUUAAUUUAAAUAGGGACCAAUAUAAAAUUCUACACUUAGGAAGGAAUCAUCAGAGGCACAAGUAUAGGAUGGGGGACAACUGGCUUCACAGCUGUGCACGAUUUAAGGGUCUUAGUAGACCACCAGCUUAACGUGAGUCAAAAGUGUGAUGCAGCAGGAAAAAAAGCAAAUGCUAUUCUAGGCUGCAUCAACAGAAGUAUAGUGUGCAGAUCAAGGGAAGUAAUAGUCGUGCUCUAUUCUGCCAUGGUCAGACCACACCUGGAGUACCGUGUCCAGUUCUGGGCACCACCAUUUAAGAAGGGUAUUGACAAGUGGGAAGGUGUGUAGCCAAGGGGUGACCAAGAUGAUCAAGGGUCUGGAAACCAGGCCUUAUGAGAAACGGUGGAAGGAGUUGGUUAUGUUUAGCCUGGAGAAGAGACGACAGAAGGGGCAUGAUAAUUGACUGAAUGUAAGGAAAGCAAGGGGUUAAGAGCGGUAGUCUCGUAAUCUGGGGAACCGGGUUCGCGUCCGCUCCUCCACAUGCUCCACAUGCAGCUGCUGGGUGACCUUGGGCUAGUCACACUUCUCUGAAGUCUCUCAGCCCCACUCACCUCACAGAGUGUUUGUUGUGGGGGAGGAAGGGAAAGGAGAAUGUGAGCCGCUUUGAGACUCCUUCGGGUAGUGAUAAAGCGGGAUAUCAAAUCCAAACUCUUUUAAACCACAGAGCCUAGGACUUGCCAAUCAGAAGGUCGGCGGUUCGAAUCCCCACAACAGGGUGAGCUCCCGUUGCUUGGUCCCUGCUCCUGCCAACCUAGCAGUUCGAAAGCACGUCAAAGUGCAAGUAGAUAAAUAGGUACCACUCCGGUGGGAAGGUAAACGGCGUUUCCGUGCACUGCUCUGGUUCUCCAGAAGCAACUUAGUCAUGCUGGCCACAUGACCCGCAAGCUGUACGCCGGCUCCCUCGGCCAAUAAAGCAAGAUGAGCGCCGCAACUCCAGAGUCGGCCACAACUGGUCGAGGGGUCAGGGGUCCCUUUACCUUUACCUAAGGAAAGCAAGCGGGGGCGGGGGGCUGGGAGGCAAGUGCCUCCCUCACCUUUGAACAUUCCUAGAGCAAUAAACAAAGUUGAAAGUUUGGGGGCACGAGCUGGGAAACAUUAGGACGAGAUGCGAGGCUGGUGGGGAGGAGGAGGAGAUGACAAGCGAGUUUGGGCAAAGGUUAGAACUUGGAGAAAGUUACUGUUGUUUCUGCAGGCUGGGGUAUAAAUAAAUGUCAUCUGACCAGUCCCAGCCGGCCUGGAGUCUCUCUCUGUGUGUGCGUGGGGGGGAAGGACGAACCACUAUAGAUUGGAGCACUGCCACAUUCCUGAUCCUUGUUUGUCUCUCCUCCUGGCCAGGCGUGAGCAUGAACAUCCAGCCCAUGUACCUGGGAGAAAGCGCCCCCAAGGAGCUCCGUGGAGCCGUGGCCCUGACGUCUGCAUCCUUCACGGCCCUGGGGUUGGUGAUGGGACAGGUGGUUGGAUUGAGGUAAGGCUGAAAGGGGCAUCCUGGGGAAGCUGUUGGGGGGUACCAUCCUCUUUCCACCCCCCUAAAAAAAAGAAGAAAGAAAUCGGCAAGGCCACAGCAAACCUCUGCAUCUCUUGCAGCAAAGGGUACUCCAAGCACAGCAAUCCCGGCGACUUGGUCUCAUAAUGAUCUGUAGCAUCUUUGCCCAGAAUGGCAAUUGGAUGCGGAGUAGCUACAUUAAGCCCUUCCUGGGGCACAGAGAAAGAAGCUGGGGUGGGGCUAGUAUUAGGAUUAUGCGGGGCUGCUUUCUGCUGAGUCUGACCCUUGCUCCAUCUAGCAUUGUCUACACGGACUGGUAGCAGCUUUCCAGGGUUUCAGGCAGAGUGUCUCUCUCAAACCCUACCUGGACAUGCCAUUCGGGAUUGAAAUCGGGGCCUUCUUCCUCUGAGCUGCAGCUGUUGCAUUUUAUUAUUUCUUUAAAUGGGGUUUUAAUGCGUUAAGUUGCUUUGGGGCCACUGUUCUGUGUGCGAAAAGUGACAAACAGACGUAAAAAGAAAAAGUAAAUAUGUACAUUCGGCUCGGCUCGGCCCAAACUGCUGGCUCAGAAAGGUUCUGCUCACACAAUUCUGUAUUUUUAAUGCAGAGAAAUUUUAGGAGCGGAGGAAUGCUGGCCUCUCCUCCUGGCCAGCAAUGCAGUGCCUGCUCUGAUCCAGCUGGUCUUGCUGCCCUGGGCCCCGGAAAGCCCCCGGUACCUAUUGAUCGACCGAGGAGAUGAGGAAUCUUGCAUCUGUGGUGGGUGUGCUCAGUGCUUCCCCUUGCUUUUUUAAAAAAACCCAGCCCAGGACAAAACUGCCUUCUGAUUCUCCUGUUGCAUCGAGUUCCUUGGUUGCUUCCAUUCUAAAGUCUCUGAGUUCCAGUCUGGCCUGGUCUUGAUCCAAAAGGGCAGGCUUCACCCUGUAUAAAUAAUCGCUACUCAUGUGUAUGUUUAAGGCAAGAUUUCCCAAACUUGGGUCUCCAUCUAAUUUUGGACUACAAAUCCCAUCAUCCAUGACCACUUGUCCUGCUAGCUAGGGAUGAUGGGAGUUGUAGUCCAAAAACAGCUGGAGACCCAAGUUUGGGAAACCCUGUUUAAGGGAAGAUCCAUAGGGGAUGGUGCAUGGUUCCUCCCAUAGGAGAAAGUAGAUUCACAACAAGAGCAGCUUGAUCUGUUUCCCGUACCCCUGCUAUCACAUGCCGUUUGUGGGCUGCCUUCCUAAUUUGCUUUCAAGCUCACCCCAAGCUCCAGGAGCUCAACAGGUGCUCAGAGUAUGUUUGGAAUCCCUAAUAAAACUCGGAGCAUCUCCUGGAGUUUGACCGCUCCAUCUUCAUGCUUGCAGCCCUUAUGUUGCCCCUCUUGCCUCUUCCAGCUUUGCAGAAGCUGCGGGGCAGCGACGACCUGGGCGGGGAGAUGAAGGAGCUGCUGGCAGAGCAGGCGGCACUCCGAGGGGUGACAGCCAAGGCCCCCUGGGAGCUCUUCAGGGACCCGGCCGUGAGGUGGCAGCUCAUCACCAUCGUCUUCCUCAGCAGCGCCAUGCAGCUCUGUGGCAACGACUCUGUGAGUGACUGGGGACAGGGAGGAGAAGGCAGGGGGGAAUCAGCUUGAGUAUUGGUGGGGUUGGGGGCAGUGGCGUAGCAUGGGGAGGCCACAGAGGCGGUUGCCCCGGGUGCAAAAUUGUUAGGGGUGCAACAUUUCAACCAGGAAGUUACCUCUCCAGACAAUGGAACAACUCAUCUCUGCAACUGAGAACUCCUGGGCGCCGCAAACACCUGAAUGUGCAUGUGUACUCCACCUGUUUCCCUCCAUGUGGCCCCGGGCACUAGCAACCUACGCUAUGCCACUGAUGGGGGGGUGCCAGUUCAGGUCUUUGGCCGGGCCAGGCAGGAGCUACCCAAAAGUGCCAGGCUCCAGAAGAAGAGAGAGACCCUUCGGGUGGGCUUGUCAAAGGCGUUAUGAGCCAGGCUGGACUCUGGGGGGAUUUGGCCAUCCUUGACCCACACAGCACAGGUCUGGGGGUUGUGUAUGAACAGGAGAGAACGCGGGUGGCGCUGUGGGUUAAACCACAGAGCCUAGGACUUGCCGAUCAGAAGGUCGGUGGUUCAAAUCCCCGCGACAGGGUGAGCUCCCGUUGCUCGGUCCCUGCUCCUGCCAACCAAGCAGUUCAAAAGCACAUAAAAGUGCAAGUAGAUAAAUAGGCAGGAAGGUAAAUGGCAUUUCCGUGCGUUGCUCUGGUUCGCCAGAAGCGGCUUAGUCAUGCUGGCCACAUGACCCGGAAGCUGUACGCCGGCUCCCUCGGCCAAUAAAGCGAGAUGAGCGCUGCAACCCCAGAGUCGGUCACGACUGGACCUAAUGGUCAGGCGUCCCUUUACCUUUUUAAGAACAGGAGGUGCUCUUUGGAGAGGUGCUUGCAAAAAUAUGCUUACCCAUACCACCACCCACUAUCCCUUCUUCCCCUCCUGAGUUCUGCUUCUCUUUCCUGUAUGUGUCUGCAGUGAAACCAGAGCCCUGCCGUUCUCCAUUCAUCCUUCCUCCAUCUCCCUUUGUGUCCCCCAGAUGUACUCCUAUGCCUCGACCGUUUUCCAAGAGGCCGGGAUCCCUUACGACAAGAUCCAGUACAGCAUAAUCGGCACGGGCAGCUGCGAGCUGAUCACCGCCAUGACUUGUGUGAGAAUCUCGGCUGCCCUUCGGCAGCAACUCGCUUCCUGAUGCUGCUCCCCUCCCCCCCAAAAAAAUACUGGUUUGUCCGAUAGACAGUGACGGAGAGCGCUUGGACCUUUCACUUUGUGUGUGUGUGGGGGGGUGUCUCUGAGCGGUGAAGUGGGGAGCCAUUUCUGGGGGAGGUGGAGCUUCCAUACGGGGGUGGGAGUCUGCCUUCUCUCUCACGCCCAGUUCUGUUCGCCUCACCUCAAAAUGGGUACUGUUGAGCUGGGAAAUGUUCUGAAAAGGGCAGCCAGGGGGAUGAAGGGGGUGGAGCGAUAAAAGGUUGCAGCACUUUUUAGAGACAAGGCCGAGAAGUGGAUGGAACUGCGCGAGUUUCACGUGAUAUGGGGGGAAAUGGAAAGAGGGAGAGAUAAUGUGACUCUCUUGGGCAUAGCUAGUUGUGAAACUCAGGACAGACAAAGGGAAGAACUCUGAAUCCACCCUGCUAGCAGAAAGCAGGGGUGCUGUGGGGGGGUGCGGUGUCUGCCUGCAGAACCAUCAAAUGGCCUGGUCUCCCCUCCCUCCUUUUAUUUUUUACAAUGAAGAGUGUUAACCAGGAUUUGAGUCUGAUCCUGGUCCAACUGCACUGGCUACCAAUUAGUUUCUGGGCCCAAUUCAAAGUGCUGGUUUUGACCUAUAAAGCCUUAAACGGCUCAGGGCCGCAAUACCUUAAGGACUGCCUCUUUCCAUAUGAACCUACCCAGACCCUGAGAUAAUCUCCUGAGGCCCUCCUUCGUGUGCCUCCUUGAGAGGUCCGGAGGGUGGCAACACGAGAACGGGGCCUUCUCUGCAGUGGCUCCCCACCUGUGGAAUGCUCUCCCCAGGGAAGUUCGCCUGGCGCCUUCAUUACACACCUUUAGGAUGUCUGUUUGACAUCCUAUACCCUUUUAAAAUGUGGCUCUUUUCUGGGGAGGGGUGUUAUUGGGUUGUUGUUUUUAUUCUGAUUAUGUAUGUUGUGAUCUUUUCUGUGAACCGCCCUGAGACCUCCAGGUAUAUGAACUCGAUAAUAAUAAUGCAAAUAAUAAUUAGACCUGCCGUGAGACCAACUCCCUGUUGCUUUGGGGCAGGCUUAGCGUGAGAGUCCUGGCGAUAACUUCCCUGUGUUGCUUUGCUCCAGAAUCUGAUCAUUGAGCAUGUCGGACGAAGGAAGCUGGUGAUGGGCGGAUACAGUCUCAUGUCUGUGUGGGCCAUUGUCUUCAUGGUGGCCCUGUCCCUGCAGGUAACUGAGCUCUUGAAGGAGGGGCUGAGCAGGACCCAAAUACGAGUCCGACUCUGUGGAAUGGGUUUUAAUGGGUAAAGGUAAAGGAACCCCUGACCAUUAGGUCCAGUCGUGGCCAACUCUGGGGUUGCGGCGCUCAUCUCGCUUUGUUGGCCAAGGGAGCUGGCAUACAGCUUCCGGGUCAUGUGGCCAGCAUGACUAAGCCGCUUCUGGCGAACCAGAGCAGCACACGGAAACACUGUUUACCUUCCCGCUGGAGUGGUACCUAUUUAUCUACUUGCACUUGACGUGCUUUCAAACUGCUAGGUUGGCAGGAGCUGGGACCGAGCAACGGGAGCUCACCCUGUCGCAGGGAUUCGAACCGCCAACCUUCUGAUCGGCAAGUCCUAGGCUUUGUGGUUUAACCCACAGCACCGCCCGCGUCCCUUACCUUUAAUGGGUAGGAGAGGAUAUAUUAAUAGCAAUUUAUCCCUCCAGCUGCUCAUGUGUGUCUGUUGAACAGAGUUUGAAGUUCCAUCCUUAGGCAUUAAUGUGUGUUUUCCCCCACUUUCUUUCUCUUUCCUUCUCUUUCAUCACUAUAUUUCCUGUGACUGAAAUGAUUUAAAUAAAAUGUUAAUAAUAAAAAGUUCCACACGUGGGAGAAAAAUUGAGGCAUGUCAGAAUAGACUGUGAAGCCUCUUUUUAAUUACGUCCAGCAAUGAAGCGAGCUUGCUCCCCCUUCUCAUUUGCCCCCCUUAACAAAGAAAUCAGACAACCGACUGUGGAAGUAAGCUUAAAAUAGGAUUUACUUACGCAUAGUCUUUGCACUGGUUCUCAGCCACAGCGGCAAUAAAAUUGUGCAGGUAAAAUACUUAAAUUCACAGUAGAAACAGUCUCAGGCAUGACUUGUCAAAGAAAGAGAGAGGGUGGGAGAGGAACAGGAAAUUACAUAGCCCUCCCAGGAGAGGAGUGGAAAUGACAUCACACAGAACCCCCUCUACCAAUUACAUCUCUAUGGGCUGAGUCUUCGCCUAUCAGCAAUACAGUUCUGUGGUCAUUUGCUCCUAAACUUAUGAACUAGCAAGAAUAUGCACUGUUGGAUUUUGACUGCAGUUUCCCACACAGUUUCCCACUAACCCCUUUGCCUUUGCCUCCUUGGAUUUGCAGGACCAAUACAGCUGGAUGCCUUACCUGAGCAUGUCCUGCAUCUUUGCCUACAUCCUGAGUUUUGGAAUUGGGCCAGGUGAGUCGGAACGGCGCGGACUCCCUCCCUGGAAAGCUGUGCAUUGGGGCGCUCACGUCCAACCUGAAACAAGAGCAGGCACGCACGUCAACACGACGUGGGUGUUUUGUUUGGAAGCCUUGGCAUCCAUGAGGACUAGAUGCUUGCCGAUGGAGAUUCUCAACUUGAUGCCCAAAGCAGUUGCUAUGGAGACAUUCCAAAGAGAAGCCGGGUGCAGCAGAAAUUGAGCAAGUGAUAUUGGAGGAGCCUCAUUUCCCUCCACUCUGUUGUGCUCAACACCCUCCCGGUGAAUAUUUAUUUCUUUAAAGCAGGCUUCCUCAAACUCAGCCCUCCAGAUGUUUUGAGACUACAAUUCCCAUCAUCCCUGACCACUGGUCCUGCUAGCUAGGGAUGAUGGGAGUUGUAGUCCCAAAACAUCUGGAGGGCCGAGUUUGAGGAAGCUUCCUUUACAGCCUCUCGCCAUUAACACACCCGCACAAUCUGGAUAGAUGCUAGUGCAUCUUGACCCUUGCAGCCCCAGAGAGAAAGUGAUGAAAAAUAUGUUUGAUUUGCCUAGCCGGCGUGACGGUGAUUAUGCCCAUGGAGAUUUUCGACCAGGUGUCUCGCCCAGCUGCCUGCAUGAUCUGCGGUUCUCUGCUGUGGGCCAACUUGUUCCUGGUGGGCAUGGUGUUUCCUUUCCUUGUGGUAAGCAAACUCUGUCCGUCCGACUGCCAUGCUGGGUUGAACCAUGGGUCAAUGCUGUUGGGACAGGAUAGGAAGUGGGAGGGACCCAUUUGAAGCCACCGCUCCUCUUUUCUGUCCAAUUUCGAUUUGCAUUGCAAUCCUACUAAGCGGAUUUGACAGCCUCCUCCUCCAUGAAUUUGUCAAAGCAUUUUUUUUUAGUAUGCGCAUAUAUAUAUAUAUAUAUAUAUAUAUACACACACACACCAUAUUUUUCGCUCUAUAAGACUCACCAGACCACAAGACGCACCUAGUUUUUGGAGGAGGAAAACAAGAAAAUAUAUUCUGAAUCUCAGAAGCCAGAACAGCAAGAGGGAUCGCUGCGCAGUGAAAGCAGCAAUCCCUCUUGCUGUUCUGGCUUCUGGGAUAGCUGCGCAGCAUGCAUUCGCUCCAUAAGACACACACACAUUUCCCCUUACUUUUUAGGAGGGAAAAAGUGAGACUUAUAGAGCAAAAAAUACGGUAAUUAAAUUUUCUGUUUUUACAAUUUAAAAUACUCAUUUAAGCAUCCUUAAAAUAUCAAUGAUUUCCCUUCUUCUCUUUCAUUUUGCAUAUUAUAAAUCCCUGCAUAUUUUACAAAAACUAAACCAUUCAGUAUUCCAUUAUUGCAUCCAUCAAAACCUAUUUACACUGUUGUUGUUGUUUUUUUUUUAAAUAAUUUUUAUUAAGGUUUUAAACAACAAAGAAAGAAAAGAAAAACAUACGCAAUACAUAUAACAACACACACAAAAAACAAAACAAAAUUCAACCAUAAAAAAAACACAAAAAACAUAACAAUUAAAAACAAUAUCUCUUUUCCAUUUCCAUUUUUAAGUUACUUAUUUUCUGGACUUCCUCAUACCUCCCUCUUUUGUAUUCCAAUCCGAAUUGUUUGUCCAGCAGUUUCUUUUCCACUUUUUUAAUCCCAAUCUUUAGUUUAAUAAAAUAUUAAAAUAUCUAACUUCAACUUCUUUAAACCUAAUCUUUGGUCUUAGUAUCAUAUAACGUUAAAAUUUUCCCUCUUAAUAUCAGAUUUCCAUUUCUUUAAACAUCCUUAAUCUUAAUCUUUAAUCUUAGUCUAUCAUUAACUUUAACCUGUACAGCUGGAAACCGCUUGUUUUCAGUCCAACAUCACUCUAACAUUCCUUAAUUUUGCAGUGUUUCUGAAGAUAGUCUUUAAAUUUCUUCCAAUCUUCCUCCAUCGACUCUUCUCCCUGGUCACGGAUUCUACCAGUCAUUUCAGCCAAUUCCAUAUAGUCCAUAAGUUUCAUCUGCCAUUCCUCCAGCGUGGGAAGUUCUUGUGUCUUCCAAUACUUUGCAAUGAGUAUUCUUGCUGCUGUUGUUGCAUACAUACACUGUUGAAUUUAUCUUAAUGCUGCCAACUUUUUAAGGUGUGCACAAUUUCUAUAUGUUAAGUCUGCAAGCUGCACAUAUUCCAUCAGCUUAAGUUGCCAUUUUUCUUUAAUUGGGACCUUGCUCGUUUUCCAUUUGGGGGCUAACAAAACAUGGGCCGCAGUAGUGGCACACAUAAAUCAACUUUUCUGACACCUGGGAAUUUCAGUCUGAAUUAUCCCCAACAAAAAGGACUGUCUAACUCAGGCAUCCCCAACCUUCAGCCCUCCAGAUAUUUUGUACUACAAUUCCCAUCAUCCCUGACCACUGGUCCUGUUAGCUAGGGAUCAUGGGAGUUGUAGGCCAAAACAUCUGGAGGGCCGCAGGUUGGGGGUGCCUGGUCUAACUCUAAUCCUCUUUUGAAGCAGUCUAAGUUGGUGGCCAGGGACGUGGGCGGUGCUGUGGGUUAAACCACAGAGCCUAGGACUUGCCGAUCAGAAGGUCGGCGUUUCGAAUCCCCAUGACGGGGUGAGCUCCCAUUGCUCAGUCCCUGCUCCUGCCAACCUAGCAGUUCGAAAGCACAUCAAAGUGCAAGUAGAUAAAUAGGUACUGCUCCGGCAGGAAGGUAAACGGCGUUUCCGUGUGCUACUCUGGUUCGCCAGAAGCGGCUUAGUCCUGCCAGCCCCAUGACCCGGAAGUUGUACGCCGGCUCCCUCGGCCAAUAAAGCGAGAUGAGCGCCGCAACCCCAGAGUCGGCCACGACUGGACAUAAUGAUCAGGGGUCCCUUUACCUUUACCAAGUUGGUGACCAUCAGGACCGCAAAUGCAAAUCCUUAAGCAGCUACCGUUGCAGACACUUUGGGUAGGAGGGAGUCCCAGAGCAAACUGAGCAGCACCAGAGGGGACUGUUCAGAACAGUUUGAUUAUGGGGCUCGCUUUGUGUGCAUCACGGACAAACUGAAGGCCUCUCCUUCUCUCUCCCCUCAGGAAGGCCUUGGCCAUUACUGCUAUGUCCCCUUCUUCACCGUCUGCGUCUCUGCUGCCCUCUAUGUCGCUUUCUUCCUCCCCGAGACCAAAGGGAAAUCCUUUCUGGAAAUCUCUGAGGAAUUCAACAAACGGAACUUCAAAGCGCAGGCUCAUGAGGAGUCCAAGAGUCUUUCCGAGGAAACAAAGUCCACCAUGUUGUAGCCCCCGAAGGAUGGAGGAGAACGACAGGGACACGGGGAGAGAAAGUUGGUUUUGUGCCACCAGGCAGAUCUAUCCCUCCACACACACACACACCUGCACCCCCAAAUUCCCAGUACGGGGUAAAAAUUGCAGCUGAAGCGAGUUUAGAGUGGGGAGGUGGGAUGGAACAUUUUCUGUUUCUCAAAUACUGAUUUGCGCGUUAAAAGUCCUGUACGGAAAUGCCCACUCCCAAGAUUUUUAGUGGGUUUUCAGUUUUAGAAUUUCUUAUACAUUGUAUAAGAAAUAAUGCCCAGAGUCUGGAAUUUGAACCCUAAAAUGUCAUUUCUGACCAUCAGCUGCCAGGCUUGGUCAGUUAGAGGGAGCAAUGCGCUAUUCCAGGGUGUUGCUUUGGGGACCGUUUUCUAAACGUGAAAUUGAUCCACGAGGAGGGAAAACCCACCUGCGCUUUAAUCGAUGCCCAGAUGUAUUGAUAGCCAAAUGUAUUGAGAAGUUUCUUUUAGGAGAAACCCACAAUCCCAACCCCACCCCGAUCUACAAAUGGGCUGCCUCUUUAACAUGUAUUAACGUGCCUGGGGCAUAUUUUUUUGACAGAAAGUGUGUUAAAAUAUAGCAAAUAUUCCGCAAAUCCCUGCUAGAGAUCCUUCUGAGAAAAGUCCUGGCUACUUCACUCAGAGUUUAAAAAGUGAAUUAAUACGGAACCUUGAAAGAACUUCCAUCGUGCACUGGAUUCUUUUUUUAUUAAGCGAUUGUGGUAGAUUUUCCUCCUUUAAGUUUGCUUGAGCUAUUCUGCCAGUGUCCCCCCCACCCCCUGAGCUGUGCCAAGGGACUGGGGGGUAAGGAUGCUUUUUUCUCUUUCUAGAAAUUUCCCUGUUGUGCCCUGUAGGUGUUAUGUGGGCUGGAUCCUCCUGCUGGUUGGACAGGCAUAUCUUGCUUUAACAGUGUGUUACUGCUGCUUUGCUGAGCUCCUUGCAAGUUCUCUGAGCAGUAGCCGUGCCUGUAGUGCUCCCGUGUGGCCACCCGGAAUAAUUUCUCCUCCUUCCUUCACGCAGAGCAGUAACUACCUCAAAUAACUCUUGCUUGUGCCUCUCUGCCUUUGGAUUUCCUUUAACUUCGUCGCUAGAUUUGUUGGGUUUUUAUAUACGAGCCACCCAACCUUUUCACUAUUUUAUGGUACAAAAUGACCUUUGAUGAUUCCUAGACUUUUGAUUUCGGUGUCAGUCCCACAAUUGCACUGCCAAUAGCCAGAAGAACCGUGAUGUAUCUCUGUAGCUGUUAGUUUUCUCGACGAUGCGCUUUAAAGACUGGCUAAAGCCUGCAGACUGAGUGGAGGUGUCCCUCUUUUAGCUGCCAUGGUGGUGACAACAUGGUCUCUCUCUUUCUCCAGCUUCUUCUGGGAUGGUCAUGCUGCCAGUGUUUCUUGUCCCUGCCUCCCUUGGCUCUCGCUCUUUUACUGCUCCUUCUGCUGUUUCCCAGCAAGCAUUAAAACCUUGUCCCACCUUUCAAAGGCUGCAACAUUUUCAUUCAAAAAGUCCCAUGUCAGGACAAUCAUAUAGCUAGAAUCACAGAAUGGUAGGAGUUGCAAGAAAUCACAGCGGCCAUUUAGUCCAACCCGCCUGCAAUGCAAGGAUCUCAGCUAAAGGAUCCAUGACAGAUGGCCAUCCAACCUCUGCCGGAAAACCUCCAAGGAAGGAGAGUCCACCACCUCUCGCGGAAGUCUGUCAGAAAGUCUUUUCCGAAUGUUUAGUUGGAAUCUCCUUUCUUGCAACGUGAAGCCAUUGGUCCGAGUCCUACCGUCCACAGUAGGAGAAAACAAGCUGUUCCCUCUUCCAUGUGACAGCCCUUGAGAUAUUUGAAGAUGGCUAUCAUAUCUCCUCUUAGUCUCGUCUUUUCCAGGCUCCAACAUACCCAACUCCUUCAACCGUUCCUCAUAAGGCUUGUUUUCCUUAUGAGCCACUGACUGUACAAUGCACAUUAUAGUCUGAAAUGCCAGAACGGUCCCUAUUCCCAUUGGAUCCCAUAGGAUUCAAGUAUUACUGAGGUAGCUUCAGAGAUCCUACCACAGUAAGGUAUCCACCACCGUGCACCAAUAGGGCUGGGGGUGGGGGAAAACUCUGCUCCAAACAAGGCCAGGGCGGGGGAGGGGUGGUAAUCAUGGCUCCCUGCCUCAGGAUUCUCUGAGAAAGUGCCUUGUGGGCCAUGGAAUCAUAGAAUUGUAAAGUUGAAAGGGACCAUGUGGGUCGUCUGGUCCAACCCCCAUAAUUCAGGAAUCUUUUGCCCAAUGUAGGACUCCAACCCACGACCCUGUGAUAGAGUCUCAUGCUCUACUGACUGAGCUUUGACUGCUUUCAUCGCCCCCCCUCUCCUACUGAUGUCUCUGAUCCCCAAUUUCAGGAUCCAGGAGGGAGUGGGGUUUGUUGGGAUGAUGGGAGGCAGCCAUCUUUGUACGCCAGGUGGAGGCUCAUUGCCUUAUCGAAUGCCUUUUCCUGCCACAGGGCAUAUUCGUCCGCAUGUUUGCUACAGCCUUAGCAAGGCAGCUGCCUCUCAGGAACCUGCUCUGCUUGCCAAAGAAAAAUCACAGAAGCAGCAAGGCAGCUUCGUUGGCGCGCAUCAUUUAAUAAACACUGUAGAGGUUAGAGCUUUUGCAAAAUGCAAACAUGAAAAAGUGUUGGUUUUGUUAUGUGUGUGAAGGAAAUAAUGAAAUCCUGGCAAGACAAGGGCAUGAAAUAACUUUAUGAAAAAAUAUAUAAAUAAAAUUAUUUCUUUGGAAUGA
Messenger RNA from Podarcis lilfordi (Lilford's wall lizard), 23919 nucleotides. Lineage: Eukaryota; Metazoa; Chordata; Lepidosauria; Squamata; Lacertidae. The record is from the annotation of a GenBank genome assembly.